Messenger RNA from Poecile atricapillus (Black-capped chickadee), 3299 nucleotides. It is a transcript of the gene PDYN, whose product is annotated as prodynorphin. The transcript has 4 exons. The record is from RefSeq and is a predicted model, not a curated record. Gene Ontology annotation, cellular component: neuronal cell body; plasma membrane; axon terminus. Lineage: Eukaryota; Metazoa; Chordata; Aves; Passeriformes; Paridae. The coding region runs from base 1934 to 2704 and encodes 256 amino acids. Gene Ontology annotation, biological process: chemical synaptic transmission; neuropeptide signaling pathway; sensory perception. Gene Ontology annotation, molecular function: opioid receptor binding.
GAUGUGGAGCUGGGGGGGAGCUGUGCCUCUGAGCCCUGGCAUUGCAGAGGUUGGGGGAUUUCUGUGCAAAGGCUUUUUCACCUGACAGCAGCUUGCCUGUGUGGGUUGGGACAUUCCUUUCCCGGGGCAUGAACAUCCUCUCCCUUCCCAGCAGCUUUGGAUGGGCUCACUUCUCUUCCCAGCGUCGCCACGAAGACGGUGCCUCUCCCCAGGCUGGGGAGCAGGGUGAGAGGAGAUCAGGGCUUCACCUUUCCCCGUCUAUCCUUCUUGGACAGGAUUUAAAUUUGAUGUCCAGGGGAUUCACACCCCCCAGCCGUCAAACCCCUUUGGGACGCAGCUGUGUGGGAAGACGGACAGACCCCAUCCCAGUCCUCUGCCUUGUCUGGGGCACGCGUUUCGGCCCCGAGGACCGAGGCUGGGCACGACGGAAGUCACGGAGCGAUGCAGCCGCAGUGGUGGGAUGCGCACCUCGGUUCCCGGGGCGGCCGGGGGCUGCGGGGAGGCCUCGGCGGUGCGGGCGAGCCUGCUCGGGAGGUGGCGGGGAUGCUGCGGGGCUGAUUAUUCACAGCUUCCCUCGCCCCGAUUGGCUCUGCCGCCGCGCACAGCCGGGCCCCGCCGCAGGAGGAGACUCCGUGGCCAUAAAAGCGGGGUGAGAGGCAGCCGGCGGCGAGUCCGGUGGACAACCCGGGCAGCACCGUGGGGCCACCUGCCAUUGUGGCCUUGCCGCCGAUGACUGGCUCAGCCUGACGCCCGUGGAGGGACACCCAUCAGCCACGACCCGUCCUGACUUGGCGAAGCGGGUGCUCGGCGGGACGGGGAGCAGCGGCAGGUAGGGCUGCCGGGGUUGUCAUUCCCCUUCCAUUACGUGGGCACGAUCAGGGGAUCGCUCUUGCUCCCCAAAAAGCGACAGUUUAAGAACACCCCCUGAGAGUGGCUUGUGGUUGGACUUGUGUUAUUUUGGGGAGCUUCCACAUGGCUGCAGGUCCCUCCCGUCCCUUGAGUGGUUUCAGAGCCCGUGAACAGCUGUCCAGAGCUCUGCUGGGGUUCAUUUCCGUGCUGAUGCCAUGCCAGCCAUCCUGGCAGCAGGAUCACCCAGGGCUUGGAGGGGCAAAGGGAGCGGGCAGAGAGGAUGGGGGGUUAUCUCUCACCCUUCUUGGCUCAAACAGCAGAGUGGCUGCUGAGUUUCAAGCGAUUCUAUUCCAAAAGUUACCAGCUUUUUUGAGAAGCCUUGUCCUGACGGUAUUUCCAGGAAAUUUUUAGAGGUGAGAAAAGGAGCUGCUGGAAGGUUGACUGUUCUUCUCCACCAGAAAUAUGUGCAGGAUCCAAACCUGUGGAGUUGGACCUGUGUGGGAGGAGGGAUCUGCUCAGUCUGGGAGAGCUGUUCACAUCCUUCAUUAGGUAUAAUCACAGGUUAGUCAAGAUGGGGUCAGUCUCUGCUGUCCGGCACACACUAUCCUGAUCCUUAUCCCUCCUUGGGUCACCAGGUCUGUAAAUUGGCCCCUGGGGAGCAUGGAUGCAGCUUGGGGGUUUUCCAACACAAAGCCUGGUCUUUGAAGAUUCAAGUGGAAAUGGGACAGGGGCGGAAGGGACACCGGCAGGCACCUGGCACAGGUAGAAUGUGCUGAGAGCGGCCACAGAGGCUGGGACUCAGUGCUGGCAUUGCCAGACCCUGCCACGAUCCUUCCAAGGUGUUCCUGCAGGAGGGAUGGCUCUGGAGCCUUGGGCUCCUCCAGGUAACACAGGAUUGAGCUUGAACUCUGCUUUUCUUCUUUCUCCCUUUGUGUUCUUUUCGCUUUUUCCCUCCCUGCUGCUUCUUUCCUCUUUUGUCCAAAGCUCUUUGUUUUCUUCUCCUUUUCCUCUUUUGCCAGUCCUCCUUAUCCCAGCUUCAGGGGCAGGCAGAGCACUGCCAGGACAUUUGUAGCACCACCUGGACAUGAGGCCAGAGGCUCCAUCACGGCUCUCAAAUGUCUGGAGGAUGGUGAUUGUGGUCUACAGGCAGUGUCUGCAGGGCGAGAUGGCAAGGCGGGCACUGGCACUGGCACUCUGCCUGUCCCUGUCUGCGGUGGCAUCUGCCAACUGUGUCACCCAGUGCUCCCUCUGUGCAGCCCAGACCCGCGGUGCCGAGAGCAGCGUCCAGCCCCUGAUGUGCCUGUGGGAAUGCCAGGGCUCCUUGUCACCCGGCCCUGAGUGGGAGAUGUGCAGGAAGGCGCUGGCGCUCCUGGCCCCGCUGGUGGCCCUGGCUGAAGGGACAGAGCCAUCCCCGCAGGAGGCAGAGGAGGAUGAGGCAGAGCCAGAGCAGGGUCUGGGCCCCGCAGAGCUGCCGUUGGCACCGGUCAAGCGCUACGGAGGCUUCAUGAAGAUGAUGUCCAAGGGGAAGCUGCUGUCCCUGCUCCGUGAGAACGCUCACAGCAAGGGCGGCCUCAGCAAGAAGUUCGGGGGCUUCAGCCACAAGCCAGGGGAGCGAGCGGCCCCCGAGGACUACCCGGGGCCGGCAGGGGACGGGGAUGAAGAGCCCACGGGUGCUGGGGCUGAGGGGCAGGAGCAGCUGCACAAGCGCUACGGGGGCUUCAUGCGCCGCAUCCGGCCCAAGCUCAAGUGGGACAAUCAGAAGCGCUACGGGGGCUUCCUGCGGAGGCAGUUCAAGGUGAUCACACGGUCGGACGAGGACCCCAGCGCCUACUCAGGGGAGGUCUCAGACCUAUAGAGCCAGGCCUGGGACGGCAGCACCACGGUCCCCACACUGCCACCCCGACUGUGCCAUCGCCCCCAGCCCUGUCCCCUGCCCAGCCCGCUACGGCUGGUGUCACCCUUGCCUCAUUCCCCCAGGGGACCAUGAGUUCCAUCCCCAGAUAUCCCUCUCUGGUUCACCUGCCCAUCCUGUGCACCAAAGGGACAGUGCCACUCCUCCGGGUGCUGGCGGUGUGGCUGUGGCCCAGCCCAGGGUUCCCGGGGGCACAUUGCUGGGGGCACGUGUCCUCCAUCCUCCCGUGGCUGCCGGAGCACAGCAGGGUCUGGAAACCAUCACAGCUGAGGUACAGGGCAGUGGGCUCUGAGCUCUGGGAAGGAUGAGCCAGGGCAGGAUCAGGGAGGUGGCUGCCAUCUGUGGCCAUGGGCAGAGGUGGCUGGUGGAACCACAGCACCAUCACCAGGUGCUCAAGCGGUGCUGAGCCCAGCCCCCACUCCCCUCCCUGAGCCUCUCACAGUGCCCCACUAAUCCCAGCACCCACCUGGUGCCCCUGGGUUCCCCCUCCAAGAACGACUCUAGAGGAAGGGUCAGCCCCUUGCCCCAACACCCAACU